This is a messenger RNA of Vanrija pseudolonga, 1212 nucleotides long. RefSeq names its product Acetyl-hydrolase (gene bah). Lineage: Eukaryota; Fungi; Basidiomycota; Tremellomycetes; Trichosporonales; Trichosporonaceae. The record is from RefSeq and is a predicted model, not a curated record. The transcript is spliced from 2 exons. Gene Ontology annotation, molecular function: lipase activity. The coding region runs from base 1 to 1212 and encodes 403 amino acids.
AUGUCCAUCGCCGCUCUCCGGCGCGCGACCCCGGACCCACGCGCGCCGAACACGCCCCCCACGCCCCUCCUGAGGCUGUACAACUUCCUCUCCACCGCCGCGCUGUACGCCGCCGCGCCGCUGAUAGCGCUUUCCGCCCUGAUAACGUACCACACCGCCGGCCCCCCAGCCCAAUGGAUGUCCUACGGCUUUUACGCGUGGUCGCGCCUCGCCAAGGCCUUCUUGACGAAAUACACGCUCUACCUCCCCGGCGUCGACCCCGACGAAGGGCGAGUCCCGAACAAGUUUGCCCAAGAGGGCGCAGCGCGCGCGCCGGGGGUCGGUGUUGCGGUGGUCACUAUCCCCCCGGCCACGGACCGGCCGGCCGCGCUCGCCAAUGACGCCGUACACGCCGUCGAACGACCGCUGUUCGUCCUCACGCCCCCGGCGCCAGCGCCGCGCCGCGCAAUCGUCUACUUCCACGGCGGGGCCUACGCCUUCGGGCAUCCCCUCCAGUGGCCGUUCGCGUGGCUCCUAGCGAGCGAGCUGGGGGUUCCAGUCUACGCGCCAAACUACCGUAAAGCCCUCACCCCCGACUCGGCCUUCCCCGCGCAGCUGCUCGACGCGCUCGCGGGGUGGGAGUACGUCCUCGGCCUGGGCUACGCCGCUCACGAGGUGUCGCUGGUCGGCGAGAGCGCCGGCGGGCAUCUAUGCCUGCAGCUCGCCCAGCUGCUCUCCGACGCCGGCCGGCCACUGCCCCGCGCGCUCGCGCUCUCCGGGCCGUGGUGCGACGCGACGUCCAGCAGCGAUAGCUGUUCGCGCAACUACGCGGCCGAUUAUCUUCCGCUCGUCGGCCGCCUCGCCGUGCCGUCCUACCUCCGCCACUAUGUGCCAGAAGCCCUGGCCCACCGCUACGUCUCGCCUGUGCGCGCCGUACCAGCAGACUGGGCGCCCCUGGCCAACGCUGGGACCAAGGUAUAUGUCCAUGCUGGCGAGUGCGAGAUCCUCGUCGAUGAGGUGCGCGCCACGGUCGCUGCUAUGCGUGCCGGCGGCGUAGACGUCACGUACGUCGAGGAGACUGGCGGCCUGCACCAGUCCGCUGCUAUGGCCUUCAGCGGCAGCGACGCCUGGCCCACCUUCCGCGACGACGUCCGCCCCAUCAUCCUCGACACCGCCACUAGCACCACCCGCCCCCUCACCGCCACACCUAGCAGCACCCAAUCCGUACCCUAA